CGUGCGAGCCGCGAGCGCGAGAUCAUCAAACUGAGAAAGUCGGACUGCGACUCGAAACUGAAAUUGAAACUGAAAGAAAGAAAUAUUCGAAUUGUCGUGUGUGUGGGUGCAAGCAGGGAAUAUAUCUCAAGAAUAUCUGAAUACAAGCUCCUGGAUUUACGAGCAGCAAAACUAAGUUACCAAUGUGCGAGCCGAAAAAAGCGAGUGAAAAACGUGCGAAUAUGCCAGCUAACUAAAGACAUUUGGAUUACAAGAAACCGACGCAUUUUGGAUUAUAAACAUUGCGACAGGCAGAAAGACCUAAGAAUUUCUUCAACGGCGCCAGCAUGGAGACCCCAACACAGAAUGUAAACGAAACCACGGUGGAUUUGGGCCAGGAAAAGGAGAAGGAGGCGGCGCAGGAGGAGGAGCAUGCCACCGCCGCCAAGGAGACCAUCAUUGACAUUCCCGCCGCGUGCUCCAGUUCCUCCAACUCCUCGUCCUACGACACCGAUUGCAGCACGGCCAGCAGCACCUGCUGCACCCGCCAGGGCGAGCACAUCUACAUGCAACGGGAGGCCAUCCCGGCCACGCCCCUUCCGGAGUCGGAGGAUCUGGGCCUGCUGAAGUACGUCCACCGCCAGCACUGGCCCUGGUUCAUCCUAGUGAUCUCCAUCAUUGAGAUUGCCAUCUUCGCCUACGACCGCUACACAAUGCCCGCCCAGAACUUCGGGCUCCCCGUUCCGAUUCCGUCGGAUUCGGUGCUGGUCUAUCGGCCGGACAGGCGGCUGCAGGUGUGGCGCUUCUUCAGCUACAUGUUCCUGCACGCCAACUGGUUCCACCUGGGCUUCAACAUCGUCAUCCAGCUGUUCUUCGGCAUUCCCCUGGAGGUGAUGCACGGCACGGCCAGGAUCGGCGUGAUCUACAUGGCGGGCGUUUUCGCCGGAUCCCUGGGCACCAGUGUCGUCGACUCGGAGGUCUUCCUGGUGGGCGCCAGCGGUGGCGUCUAUGCCCUGUUGGCCGCUCAUCUGGCCAACAUCACACUGAACUAUGCGCACAUGAAGAGCGCAUCCACGCAGCUCGGAUCAGUUGUCAUCUUUGUCUCCUGCGAUCUGGGCUAUGCUCUCUACACCCAAUACUUCGAUGGUAGCGCCUUCGCCAAGGGUCCCCAGGUGUCGUACAUUGCCCACCUGACGGGAGCCCUGGCAGGACUCACGAUCGGCUUCCUGGUGCUGAAGAACUUCGGUCACCGGGAGUACGAGCAGCUCAUCUGGUGGCUGGCAUUGGGCGUCUACUGUGCCUUCACCGUCUUCGCCAUCGUGUUCAACCUGAUCAACACGGUGACCGCCCAGCUGAUGGAGGAGCAGGGCGAGGUGAUCACCCAGCAUCUGCUGCACGACCUGGGAGUGUCCUAAGUGCGAGGAUCGGAAGCGUCAUCAGCAUGCUCGCAGGGAUUCGGACUCUGCUUGAGCUUCAGGAGAGAUCGAGGGACAGAGAGUUGGUGGAAAAGAAAAGUUCACUCAACGAUUUAGUUCAAAACUAAUUCGAUAUUCGUUUGGCUUUUGCUUUUCGUUAGCAUUAUCGUUAUCGUUACCGUUUGCAGUUAAACGUUUCAGUUCCGAAACAUAGUACACAAACUCAAAAACAAAGUAAGGGAAAUACACUGGAAAAAAUGCGAGGAGUGAGGAGAACAUAAACCGAAGCCGAAACGUGUAAACAAAUGUUGUGAUAGAACCAAAGACUGAAUUUAUUUCGCGUGUAAAAACAAAGUAAAAAUCAAGAUGAAAAUCAGGAGGAGAAACAGAACUAAUCGCCUCUCGCUAUGAUUUAAAUGAACCAAUUAUCCAUGUUUUCAAUUAAUGGUUUGCCUGUUUUCUUAAAUUAUGUAUUUAUUGGCCGCAAUUACUCCAAAAGAAUCGAAUCGAAUCGAAGCAUCAGCAAACUGUAUCAAACUGUUUAUA
Molecule: messenger RNA, 1940 nt
Organism: Drosophila sechellia
Lineage: Eukaryota; Metazoa; Arthropoda; Insecta; Diptera; Drosophilidae
Gene: rho
Product: rhomboid
Exons: 4
Coding region: 327-1394 (355 amino acids)
Cellular component (GO): membrane
Molecular function (GO): serine-type endopeptidase activity
Source: RefSeq, a predicted model, not a curated record